Molecule: messenger RNA, 779 nt
Organism: Striga asiatica
Lineage: Eukaryota; Viridiplantae; Streptophyta; Magnoliopsida; Lamiales; Orobanchaceae
Source: the annotation of a GenBank genome assembly
ACUAUACUAUGGAACCCGUGGAUUUGGAUGAUUUUAGGCAACCAACUAUUCAGUCAAAUUGCAAGGCUAGGAUAUCAACUUCUUCUGAUACUAAUGGACAAUGGAGAAUUAACAACGUCAUCCUGGAACAUAAUCAUAAAACAAGUCCAUCUAAGUCGAGGGAGGUUCAAAGUGAAUUCACAAGAAAAAUGUAUUGUGAUAUCAUAUCUGCCGCUAUGACAAACAUCGGUACAACAUACGAGUUGGCAUACUUUGCCUCCGAAAAUGAAGAAAAAUGUUGCUUUAUAUUAGAUUGGAUCGAAGAACAACGUGGUGAAAUGUCGUCGAUGUAUUUGAGUAGUGUAAAGAAUUUAAUGCCGCAACACACUGCACCAAAUCCAUCUGAAAAUAAAAAUAUUGGGGCUAUUCGUGAUCCUGUUUUAUCCAAAAGAAAAGAUGCUCCGAGAAAACUGAGACGAAAAAAUCCGUUGGAGUCACGAUCACAUAAAGUGAAGGCUACAUCUGCAUCAAGUAAAGGAAAAAGCCAGAGAAAAAUUUAUUCCGACUUGCAAACUGAUGAUACUAGUGUGCAGGAUGCCAUUCUUAGAGAUUUUUCUGAUGGUAAUGGAUACCAAGAAGGAUUAACUCAACAAUCACUAGCUUCAAAUUCUACCCCAUCACCAGCUUCUUUCACAUUCAAUGUGAAAAACAAACAGAUAAUACUACAAGCUACUAUCAUCCACAAGUUGAUCAAGACAUUGGCAAGGCAUUGUGAACAAAGCCUUUAUUUUCCUCAAGUU